AUGUGCAGAGUCUCCACAUCAGCCUCGGAAGCACCAGCAACCUCAGUUUUCCCACAUUUCCUGUUCCCCGGUACAGCAUUUCCGUCUCCAUCAACAGUAUCCGAAAUCUCAUCGCCAAUGAUAAUGCAAAAUUCAAUUGAUAUCUCUCCAGCACAGAUCCAGCAAGCCUACCUCUCGUUCUUAGUGGGGCAACAGCUGAAUUCGGCUGCUGCAGCAGCAGCGGCUUCAAAUCCACUCCGUAUCCUGGCUCAAGACCAAGGUUGGUUCAAAUCCUUUGAAGGGUUUUAUGACUGAAG
Molecule: messenger RNA, 296 nt
Organism: Strongylus vulgaris
Lineage: Eukaryota; Metazoa; Nematoda; Chromadorea; Rhabditida; Strongylidae
Source: the annotation of a GenBank genome assembly